CGGAAAUCCAAUAAAAUUCCGUCACUUCUCCUCCACUUUCCCAACCUCCUAAAUUCAUUCCCAUUUUAAAUAUCCCAUUAAUUAUUUUUAAAUGCUAUAAAUAUUUGCAGCUCCCCCUCCAUCAUUGAUAAUCAACUGAAUUUAGAGAGAGAGAGGGAGAAUAGACCCUUACGUGCUUUCACGUCUUCAAAUCUUAAUUGACACGACUUCACAGUUUACCCACAAUCAAAGUAACUGUGCGAGCGAGAGAGAGAGAGAGAGUCAUCUUUCUGUUUCUCUCUUCCUCAGUGAAAGUCUCAAUUCUCUUAACUUCCCCAGAUACAUGUAAAAGGCCAUAAAAAGGAGCAAAGACAAUGUGGGAGACUUGGGUCUGCUUUAGGGGUGGGAAAAAGCAGGUGCAGGCAUUCAACAUCAAAGCCAAUGAUGUUCUUUCUCAACCACCGCAUGUUGUUGCUGCAGCUCACCCUGUUCAUAGUUAUUGGUCCUUCUACUGCUCAGCGAGAGCCAUAUGCCAUGCGCAUAAGUUGUGGAGCUCAUGCUAAUGUCCAGAGUGGCCCGACCAAUACCCUCUGGUACAAGGAUUUUGGUUUUACAGGAGGGAGACCAGCAAAUGCAUCAAAAACAAGUUUCAUUGUUCCACCUCUUACAACACUUCGCUAUUUUCCUCUCUCUGAUGGGCCAGAAAAUUGCUAUAAUAUCAAUGAAGUACCCAAUGGACACUAUUCAGUGAGAAUAUUUUUUGCGUUGGUUCAAGAACCUAAUUUUCAGAAUGAGCCUUUAUUUGAUGUUUCAGUUGAAGGAACUCAGAUCUAUUCUUUACCGUCAGGGUGGAGCACUGAAGAUGAGGAAUCAUUUGCUGAGGCUCUCGUAUUUGUUUCAAAUGGUUCUGUCUCCAUUUGCUUCCAUAGCACCGGCCAUGGAGAUCCAGCUAUACUUACACUUGAAAUUCUUCAAGUAGAUGACAAAGCAUAUUAUUUUGGUCCCCAGUGGGGUGAGGGGUUAAUCCUCAGAACAGCCAAGCGGCUAAGCUGUGGUAAUGUGAAUCCUGUGUAUGAUGAAGAUUACGGGGGAGAUCACUGGGGUGGGGAUAGGUUCUGGGGUCCAGUGAAUACUUUUGGGCAAGAUUCUGACACAGUUCUAAAAACUGAAAAUAGCAUCAAUCAAGCAUCAGUUUCCCCAAACUAUUACCCUGAAAAGCUUUAUCAGACAGCACUUGUUAGUACUGAUAGUCAGCCAGAUUUAUCAUAUAGUAUAGAUGUGGAUCCUACAAGAAACUACUCAAUUUGGUUGCACUUUUCAGAAAUAGAUACUACAAUCACAGGUCAAGGUCAAAGGGUUUUUGAUAUCCUGAUAAAUGGUGAUGUUGCAUUCAAAGAUGUUGAUAUUAUCCAAAGGAGUGGCGGCAAUUACACGGCUCUUGUGCUGAACAAGAAUAUUGCUGUUAAUGGAAGGACUUUGACAUUAACCAUGCACCCUACAAAGGGAAAUCAUGCCAUCAUCAAUGCCAUUGAAGUUUUUGAGGUUAUCCCUGCGGAAUCUAAGACUUUAGCACAAGAAGUUAUGGCUUUGCAGACACUGAAGAAUGCCUUGGGUCUUCCUCUACGUUUGGGGUGGAAUGGUGAUCCGUGUGUUCCCCAACAACAUCCAUGGAGUGGAAUUGACUGCCAAUUUGAUGGAACCAGCAGCAAAUGGGUCAUCGAUGGACUUAGUCUUGACACCCAAGGUCUGGGGGGCUUCUUUCCGGAUGACAUAUCCCAACUGCUUCAUCUACAAAGCAUAAACUUGAGUGGGAACAGCAUUCAUGGGGCCAUUCCAUCCUCACUUGGAACAAUAACGGUCUUGCAAAUACUAGACCUUUCCCACAAUUUUUUCAAUGGUUCGAUCCCUGAAAGUCUUGGGAGUUUGACAACGCUACAGAUACUUAAUCUUAAUAGCAACAUGUUAUCUGGAAGAGUUCCUGCUGCACUUGGAGGAAGGCUUCUGCACAGAGCUAGUUUCAAUUUUACUACCAAUGCAGGUCUGUGUGGUAUACCUGGACUACCAUCAUGCGGGCCUCACCUCUCUAUUGGAGCAACGAUAGGCAUAGUAGUAGGGGUACUUUUGGCAUUUAUACUCAUUGUUGUUGGCUUAAUAAUCUGGUGGAAAAGAAGGCAAAAUAUUCUCCGUGCACAGAGAAUUGCUGUAAGAGAUGCUCCCUAUGCGAAAGCAAGGACCCAUUAUGUGCGUGACGUGCAAAUGGCUCGACAUCAUCAUGGUGUUGACCACUCAAGGGCUGCUACUGAGCAUGGGUCUAACUUGCUCUGACCAAGCACCUCUGGAUCCUACCAAAUCAAUUUUGGUCACUGGAUUCUUGCUAAAUGAAUUCUCUUUUUUUCGGUUAUUGGAGUUCCAAACCUUUUCAUUGAAUCCAGCUUUGCCUGUCGCUGAGCUUUGGAUUUCUCUGUCAAAUUUUCUCAAAGAAGGCAUCUGGAAGCUCUCUACAGCAGCUUAUGGGAAGUCAUGUAUUGCUCUUGGAAUCUUAGGUAGCCAUCUGCAAUUGGGUGGUCUUGUAUGUUGUAGCUCUGUCAUGUAUAUUGCUCAUUCUUUUGUGUCUUUAGUUUUCUCCCAGGAAAUGUAGAUUAAACAAAAUAUUUCUAUAUAGAUGUCAAAUGUCAAUUCAAAAUUACAGUUUUCAAUUGUUAUGGCUGAUACAGUCCUUGUUUGGGAAUAAACUUGGGUUGCUCA
Messenger RNA from Macadamia integrifolia, 2724 nucleotides. Its product is annotated as receptor-like protein 4. The transcript is spliced from 9 exons. NCBI's taxonomy places the organism in Eukaryota, Viridiplantae, Streptophyta, Magnoliopsida, Proteales, Proteaceae. The coding region runs from base 421 to 2304 and encodes 627 amino acids. The record is from RefSeq and is a predicted model, not a curated record. Gene Ontology annotation, molecular function: protein binding.